Messenger RNA from Lathyrus sativus (Indian pea), 966 nucleotides. NCBI's taxonomy places the organism in Eukaryota, Viridiplantae, Streptophyta, Magnoliopsida, Fabales, Fabaceae. The record is from the annotation of a GenBank genome assembly.
AUGAAACUCGGUGGAAUCAAAUCGGUAGACAACGCGCACGACGACUCAGUCUGGGCAGUCACAUGGGCACCCGCAACCGCCACCCGACCUCCGCUCCUCCUCACCGGCUCACUCGACGAAACGGUACGCCUAUGGAAAUCCGAUGACCUUAUUCUCGAACGCACCAACACCGGCCACUGUCUCGGCGUCGCCUCCGUAGCCGCUCAUCCACUCGGCUCAAUUGCAGCCUCUUCUUCACUCGAUAGCUUUGUUCGCGUCUUCGAUGUCGAUUCCAAUGCCACUAUCGCUACUCUUGAAGCUCCGCCUUCUGAAGUCUGGCAAAUGCGCUUUGAUCCUAAGGGUGCCGUUCUAGCAGUUGCUGGUGGAGGUAGUGCAUCAAUCAAUCUUUGGGACACUUCAACUUGGGAACUGAUUGCAAGCCUUUCAAUUCCUCGUGUGGAAGGACCCAAACCCAGCGACAAAAGUGCCAGCAAGAAAUUUGUCCUAUCUGUCGCAUGGAGCCCUGAUGGAAAACGACUUGCGUGUGGCUCAAUGGAUGGCACGAUUUCUAUUUUCGAUGCACAGCGAAUCAAAUUUUUACAUCACCUUGAAGGCCACUUCAUGCCUGUGCGUUCUCUCGUUUAUUCCCCUUAUGAUCCAAGACUACUGUUUUCAGCUUCAGAUGAUGGUAAUGUCCACAUGUAUGAUGCUGAGGGGAAAGCCUUAAUUGGGACCAUGUCGGGACAUGCUAGUUGGGUUUUAUGUGUGGAUGUGAGCCCAGAUGGGGCGGCUAUUGCCACAGGUUCAAGCGACAGAACUGUAAGGCUAUGGGAUCUUAACAUGAGGGCAUCUGUGCAGACAAUGAGCAACCAUACGGACCAAGUAUGGGGAGUUGCAUUUAGACCACCUGGAGGAAAUGAUGUGCGAAGUGGCCGGCUUGCUAGUGUAUCAGACGAUAAGAGCAUAUCACUGUAUGAUUAUUCCUGA